CAAAGUUGCCAAACAGAAUCCUAACUGAGGGGUUUAUGGCUGACACUGAAGGUGGAAUUGAAAUCUUGAAAUAGUUACAUAAAAAGCAGAGAUUUUAAUGGGGGAACCCGGUAAUGGCUACGACAGCAGCAGUGGGGAGGAAGAUGGAGAUGCCAGGUGGAGGGCUGCCAUCGAAUCCGUCGCCGGAACUACCAGCUACAUCUCUUCUUUCAUGAAUGGCUCUUCCUCUGCCUCCAAGGAAAAGUCGCGAGCCAAACCCAGUGAUGACGACGACGAUGGACAGCGGAAACCCAAAACCCAGCAGAUGAAGCACUACCAAGUCAAGGCACAAAGGCUUUUGGAUGACAUCAUAGAAAACACAUUAGAGAUUGUAAAAGAGCCUAUGCCCAUCCUGGAUGAGGAUCCCAAGAUCCAAGAAGGUGGCGUUCGCCUAUUCAAACAUGCUCAGCCAGGAAUAGUGUUUGAUCAUGUUGUGUAUAUGCCUGCAGAUGAGCCCGAGCCACCAAGAAAAAGACCUAGAAUACUUCCUGGAGAGGAUAUUGAUGAGAAAUCAAAGAAGUUUAAACGGCAGGUUCGCUCUGUUGCUGUCAAUGGGAGAGAUAUUAUGGCUUCAGCAGAAGAUGCAUAUCAGAAGGCUUUGGCUAGACUAGAAGCUAGAGAUGCGGCAGCAAAAGCUGCCGCCCAGAGAGAAAAGGAAAGAGUUGAAAAUUUGAAAAAGGUUAGGGGAGAGAGAUGGUUACCUUCCAUGGCCCGGGACAUGCAGCUUGGGUAUAAACACUGACAGUGGCUUAGAGGAGAUCUUCGGUGCUAAUUCCUUCCGUGUUGGAGCUAAUGUAUUACAAGUGAAAUAGAAGGAUAAAGAAUUGGAAUGGUUCAAAUUAGUGAUGUGUUGAAGCUAAUGAAAUUAAACGAGGGACGUUGUAUCAAAGGAAUUAAAUGAGGGACGUAAUAAAAUUGUUGCAAAAAAUUAUAAAUUCUUUCUAGCUGAAAAUUUAAUUGG
Messenger RNA from Neltuma alba, 1000 nucleotides. RefSeq lists its product as uncharacterized. Lineage: Eukaryota; Viridiplantae; Streptophyta; Magnoliopsida; Fabales; Fabaceae. The transcript is spliced from 4 exons. The record is from RefSeq and is a predicted model, not a curated record. The coding region runs from base 98 to 781 and encodes 227 amino acids.